Doryrhamphus excisus (bluestripe pipefish) is the source of this 3210-nucleotide messenger RNA. RefSeq names its product hippocalcin-like protein 4. The record is from RefSeq and is a predicted model, not a curated record. Lineage: Eukaryota; Metazoa; Chordata; Actinopteri; Syngnathiformes; Syngnathidae. Gene Ontology annotation, molecular function: calcium ion binding.
GAGACGCAGCGGUUCAUUCAUCUUCUCCCUCACUCAGAGAGGUGAGUUAAAACGGAAAAGCUCUAUUUUACACCAAUUUUGGAGCUGAGAGGCUGUGCCCAGAAUAACCGAAGACAAAAAUAACAAACCAAAAACUACAAGGAGCAUAAUCCCUUUUCCCAAAACCAGCAGAGAGGUGAGGCAUCAUGGGGAAACACAACAGCAAGCUGGCCCCAGAGGUCCUGGACGACCUGACCAAAAACACGGAAUUCAACGAGGCCGAGCUCAAGCAGUGGUACAAAGGCUUCCUCAAAGACUGCCCGUCCGGCAUCCUCAACCUGGAGGAGUUUCAGCAGCUCUAUGUCAAGUUUUUCCCAUAUGGCGACGCCUCCAAGUUUGCCCAGCACGCUUUCCGGACAUUUGACAAGAACGGCGACGGCACCAUCGACUUCAGGGAGUUCAUCUGCGCCCUGUCCAUCACCUCCAGGGGGAGCUUUGAGCAGAAACUCAACUGGGCCUUCAACAUGUACGACCUGGACGGCGACGGCAAGAUCACACGCAUGGAGAUGCUGGAGAUCAUCGAGGCUAUCUACAAAAUGGUUGGCACGGUGAUCAUGAUGCGCAUGAAUGAGGACGGCCUGACCCCGCAGCAGCGCGUUGACAAGAUCUUCUCCAAGAUGGACAAGGACCACAACGACGAGAUCUCCCUGGAGGAGUUUAAGGAGGCCGCCAAGUCGGACCCCUCCAUCGUCUUACUGCUGCAGUGCGAUAUGCAGAAGUAGACGGCCUGUGGUGGCGGUGGGGUGAUGGUGAGGGGGAAAGAGAGGAAAUGGAGGGAGGGGGGUAGAGGACGGGAUUCUAGGCAGUGGAGGACGAGGAGGAGAAUCUCUUUCCUGGCGGUAAUUUCUCAACACGCAUGAGGUUCAUGUAAGUCAUGGACUAUUUAGAAAACCAGAUGAUGCAUUCUUAUUGAGAAAUAUGCUUGUGAUAGGAAAAGCAUGCUAAAAGGGAAAUCAGUCAAAUCCCCUCCCACUUUGAAGAGCGUUUCCAAAUAUAUAUAAAUAAAACAAUGACGUGGGCAGGCAGGCUUUAAGCCAAACGUCAUUAAACGCUUAUGACGUCAUCAGAAUACUGCAACAAUUUAAAAUCUAUGCCACAAAUAACCAUGACGCUUACAUUAUUUUGCAAUUAUAGUGGCUUAAAUGGUAUUCUUUGCAAUCUGUUAUUGUUGCCAUUUUCUAUUUCCUUCCCCUUUAAAUUCAAAGCCGUUUAUACGUCGACUAGUUUCACAUAAGUGGGACUUUUGAAGCAUUUAACAAGCAAGUUUAAUCAUAAUAAUUAACAAAAAAAAGACAAAAACUGUGUCGAUAACUUCAGAAAACAGCUCGUUAAUGCUAAAAUCGCAAUAUGAUGCAAAUAGAAAUGUUUUCAGUGCAGAGGAAGCCACCUUAGCAGUCUAAAGUGGGCCUAAAAGCAACAAUUAUGGUAUGACAAUAUUAACUGCAAAGGCCAAAGCUGCCUCCGUGAUUUAUCGUGGUUUCAACUCUCUUGUCCUCUUUCUGCUUGUUUUGUAGCUUUUCUUCCUCUGCUGAAAUGCCAGAGAGGAAGCGCUUUGAUAAGAGAUGCAGGCAGAGGAGGAACUUUGUUCAACUCCGCUCUGAUCUGGAAAAGAAAUCAAUGUGGGGAAAAAUAGCAAAAGGUUAAAGAGGGCACCCCUGGCGUGUAUGUACUGUGCGUAUAUGAUCAUCAUGCAUGUUGGAAACACACGGCUUCCAAAUAUCUAAAUAGUCCUCAAAAGCGUCAGGAAGUAGCCUGUCCUCCUUCUCCUCCUCCUCCUCAAAGAUGGCUUCCUAUGUUUGAUAAUGUAAUUAUUAUAACAUUAUAUGUACAUUAUAACAAUGGUAUUUAUGAUGGCAUUAAACAAAUGUAAAAUGUACUUCUAGCUUAGAACUACUUUCAUAAGACAACACAGCUACAGUGUGUGUGUGUGUGUGUGUGUGUGUGUGUGUGUGUGUGUGUGUGUGUGUUUGAGAGAGAAAGUGUGGGUGUGCCGGGGAGACUUUUGCAAAUGUUUUGUAUUUGCACCAUUUGUGUCACAAGAGCUAGUUUAACUUUGUACAAAUAUGUGUGUGUGCAAACGGUCACACAGUAUUAUUAUUCUUCAACUUGCUUUUGUGGUCUGCUGGUACACACAAUGUGUAUAUAUAUGUGUGUGUGUGUGCGUGUGUGUGAGAGAGAGAGAAGUCUUAUGUAUGGAAUGUGUUGUUUUGUUCACCGUGACCUGCUGUUCUUCAAAAUAAAUCCUGGCAUAGACAAGUCAUGGUUUUAGUGAGGACAGGACAGCAGCUAGUGAGGAGAUACAGAGAUGAGAAUCACAGCGCCACCCAGUGGAUGAAAGCUGCAAGUCAAGCUGACUUAUUGCAGUUGUACACAGCAAUGUAUUUUUGUUUUAUUAGCACUAGAGCAUCAAUGCUGACUCUCCCUGAACAAAAUAAAUCAGUAGCAUUUAUUUCUAUGUUUAAGCAAACAAGCUUGAUUUAACAUAGAUAUUCACAUCAUUUUAGCAUUAGGGGCAAAUAGCAGUUAGUUUGGCAGUACCAAAAUAAGCAAAAUGAACCCCAAAAGUGGCUCUGUGUGCUUUGUGAGUGAGUAAACUACUGCAAUACAGGUGCAUCCAGAAAGUGCACUGCAGCACUUAUAUUCCUACUGAUUUGUUAAAUAAUCCCUCAGAGUGCCCCCUUUGCUGAUUAGAAGGGGUGGAGGGGCUGCCCUAAUCAGCACCACUUGACCCCACAAAGAAGAAACAUUCAAUUUCUUCCCAAUUUCCUCUCGUCUUUGUAUUUUCGUUAAGCCUCGAACUCAAAACCCCAGGAAAAAAUAACAUUGAAACGUGUCAGGCCUCUAUAAUUCAAAACUCCAUAGAGAAAAGUCAACAUUUAAGUGUCAAAGAUGGUCUUGUUUUGGUUGGUUUAUUGGGUCGCACAGAGCUAACGAUAACAGGAUGCAUCACUCACUAUGACCAGAAAUGCUUAUGAAAUACUGUAUGAUGAGUAUUUAUGUUUAGACUGGGAAUCAUUUGUGCUCAGCUGUGCAAUAUAUACUCCUGCACUUGAAGAUUUCUUGUAAAAUGUCUAUACGUCUCGUCAUCAGAUGCUUGUUUGUUUUCAAUAUGGCUAGAAAGAAAAAAGAUAAUGUAAUUAUUUUUGUUACAUGGAUUAAAAGACAUGGAUG